AUGCAUGCCAGAGGUCCCCCUGGCCUCCCGACCGCAGCGCUGCCUCUCGCUUCCUCUGUCCUGAUGCUGCUAAUGAGCACGCUGUGGCUUUUGGGGGCCGGCCCCAGCCUCGUCCUGGCCCCAGAGCUGCUGCUGGACCCUAGGCAGGCACACCGGCUGCUCACACAUGCCCUGGGCCACACGGCCCUCCCCGGCCUGCUGCUCAGCCUGCUGCUCCUGCCCACGCUGGGCUGGCAGCAGGAGCGCCACCUGGGCACACUGCGGUUCCUGCAUGCCUCCAGCCUGCUCGCGCUGGCCACCGGGCUGCUGGCUGUGCUGCUGGCAGGCCUUGGGCUGUCCGGUGCAGCCGGGGGCUGCGGGUACAUGCCUGUCCACCUGGCCAUGCUAGCAGGACAGGGUUCUCGCCCUCGACGGCCCCGGGGGGCCCUGCCACCGUGGCUCCUGCCGUGGCUGCUGCUCGCCCUGACACCACUGCUCAGCUCCGAGCCACCCUUCCUGCAGCUCUUCUGCGGCCUCCUCGCCGGCCUGGCCUACGCGGCCGGGGCCUUCCGGUGGCUGGAGCUCUCGGAGUGGCGGCUGCAGGCGCUGCAGGAGGGUGUCCUAUGCAGGGCCCUGGCGGGGUGCUGGCCGCUCCGGCUCCUCCCCGCCCCAGGUGGCCCAGCUGAGCUGCCGGUCGCCCAUCCCGCCAGAGAGAGGCCCCCCACCCCUGGACCUCCCCACAUGGCCUCCCCUAGCCUCUGGCCCCUCAGUGAAGGCUCAGCCCCGAUCCCGCCGGGCCUGAGGCCUGUACAGCCGCUCUGGGAGGGCUCCUCAGAGGCUGGACUGGCCUGGUCUGGGCCCGGCUUCCCCCCAGGGACCCCACUGUGGGCAGCCCUGGACCAGCAGAUGCUACAGGAGGGAAUCGAGGCCUCGCUGCUUGAGGGCCCAGCCCAGGGCCCUGACAGCCCACUCUGGCUGCCUAAGUCCUCCGUCUCCUCUCUGCGGCUGCAGCAGCUGGAGCGCAUGGGCUUCCCCACGGAACAGGCGGUGGUGGCCCUGGCGGCCACGGGCCGAGUGGAGGGGGCUGUUGCACUGCUGGUCGGCGGGGAGGUGGGCACCGAGGCGCUGGUGACUCAGGGGAGGGGAGGGCCCGCCCACCCUGAGGGUCCUGGGCCCCCGUAG
Rangifer tarandus platyrhynchus (Svalbard reindeer) is the source of this 1161-nucleotide messenger RNA. NCBI's taxonomy places the organism in Eukaryota, Metazoa, Chordata, Mammalia, Artiodactyla, Cervidae. The record is from the annotation of a GenBank genome assembly.